AUGCCUUCAGCGGUGUCUCCGAACCCGAGAGCAGGCUCGGCACCCCCUGACGAGCUCGACCACCUGCUCGACUACGACAAUGCCGUGGACGACUUCUUGCGUGAUCUCCCGAUGGGCAAUGGCGACCAGACGAACACGGCGAACGGGGACGAGCAACCGCGGGACGAAGAUCAGGAAGUGCAGGUCAAGAAGAAACGUGCUCCGGUGCCUAAGCUUGACGAGCAUCGGCUACUAUCUCAAGCUGGCAUACCCAAACUACGAAAGAUUGCAAAGACACGUCUCAAGUUCCGUGGGAAAGGACAUGAGUUCUCCGAUAUUUCUCGCUUGCUCAACACAUAUCAACUAUGGCUCGAUGACCUCUACCCUCGAGCCAAAUUCCGAGAUGCUCUGACCAUGGUGGAGAAGGUCGGCCACAGUAAGCGCAUGCAGGUGAUGAGGAAAGCAUGGCUGGACGACACGAAGCCGAAUCGCAGAGGUCAGAGCCCAGAUGUCGAGAUGUCUGGCGCCAUUGGCCAACGUGAGGUAGACCCGGAUGAUCAAGAUGAACCUGCUCGGCGAGACGAGGAUCUUUUUGCGGAAAUGGUUCAGGACAAAGAAGCACACGACAUCCACGCCGCAAAUGAUGCUCCUGAUGAUGAUGAGCUUGAUGCGCUUCUCGCAGAAGAUGGAGUGCAGUCGUCGCGACCGCAGCCACAACCGCACGUUGGAGCAAAAGGACCUUUCACUGAGGACGAGCCUGACGAAGAUGACCUCGAUGCGAUGCUCGCUGAACGGGAGAGCGCCUCGUUCCCUGCUGGCGACCAGAAUGCGACUCAACCUGCAUCCAUGAGGCACGACCCAGAUGGCGAUGAACUGGACGCGCUCAUGGCGGAGCAGUCGUCAGUUCGGCCGGUGAUCGCACAGGUGACCGAGCCUUCGCGCAGAUCACCGAAGGAAACACGGGACGAAGCCGACUUCGCUGAUGAAGAAGAGGUUCUGGCAGGCAUGGACGGCAUGUGGUGA
Molecule: messenger RNA, 1002 nt
Organism: Fulvia fulva
Lineage: Eukaryota; Fungi; Ascomycota; Dothideomycetes; Mycosphaerellales; Mycosphaerellaceae
Product: Chromosome segregation in meiosis protein 3
Exons: 2
Coding region: 1-1002 (333 amino acids)
Biological process (GO): DNA replication checkpoint signaling; replication fork processing; DNA damage response
Cellular component (GO): nucleus; replication fork protection complex
Molecular function (GO): DNA binding
Source: RefSeq, a predicted model, not a curated record